GCCACCAUCCCCAGGGCCGCCCAGGUUUACAGGGUCAACUCAGGCUUCUGUGCGCAGUCUUGGUAAUGUCAGAAGGAGGGGGCAUGAGAGGCCAGCCAAGUGGACAGCUGGCCGGGCCACUUAGCAGCCAUUUGUGUUCGUGACCGAAGGCGCCUGUAUAGGUUCAGGCCACCGUGGCUCCUACCUUGAGAAGACACAGAACUGGUGUCUAAGACUGUUUUGGAUUUCACUGUGGGAGGACAUAGCCAUCCCUUCCGCAGUUAGGUGUCUAACCCUGUCCCCCCCGCCCCAGCCGUCUGUCUGGCCGCCAGCGGGUGAUUUCCCCUCCGCACUUGCAUCUCCUCUCGUCUUGUGCUGAACAUGGGGUGGUUCAGUACCCACCACAGAGCUGGGACGAGGAUUAAUCGGUGUGAUGGGUGUCAAAUUCUCAGCCUGGCAUCGGGCACACCACGACGCCCGAUAUAUAAAUAGCUCUUAUUAUUAAUAGUAUUAGAGUGAGUCCUGAGCAGCUGCUGGUGUGCGGGGGGCCUUAGCACGCCACGUCCCAUUCACAUCCUCCCUCUGUGUGGUUGUUCCCAUGCGGGUCCCUCGUAUACAGGGUGGCCGUGGGGCUUCAUGGAUUUAUCUGUGCAAAUGGCAUUUCCUGAUUAUUUUUCCCUCUAGGAAAUGUGUAGAGAGACUUUCUGUGCCGGGGCCUAGGGAUAGUGCAGUGGGCAGGACAGGCAUGAGCUCUCUGCACUUCCCCACUGAGCUUCCUCUCUUAGAGGGAAGAAUGGCAAGCAUCUGGCAGGUUAAAUGCAAUCACUGGUGUCUGUUUCAGAGUGUGACAGAACAGGGGAAGAGCUGUAGGGUCACAGGGUAACAGAGGCCUGAGGAAACCUCACAGAGCUGCUAAUGUUUCCGCCAAGAGCUGAAGCACUGAGGAGUGGAUAACAUGAAGAAAAGAGGAGGCAAGUAGGCCAGGCGGGGGGCGCAGCAGGUGCAAAGGCCCUGAGGUGGGAGAGUGGGCAGUUGGAGCUGCCAGAGAGGCAGAAGAGUAGGAGGCAGGUCAGAGAGGUGCUUGGCGGGAGACCAGGAACGUGUGGACCCUUUGGAUCUCUGAACCGAAGAUGACAGCAUCCAACCCAGCAGUGUAUGAGAUCACCCUGGCUGUGGCACUGAGGCUGAACUGUAGAACAGAGUGUGGAGGACACUUCUAACAUCGAUCCACAGAUCACACGGCCCUGAGUCUGGGGCUGUGAACCCCUGGCUGGGUAGAGCUGCUGGUACUGAGCAUGGGGGAAGCAGCCUGUGAGGCCAGAGUGACUCCGUUUUGACGCUGUGACGUCUGGUAGGCGUCCAGCUAACUAUCAGCUGUCCCAGAGUAGUGAUCGAUUGUACCAGGAAGAAAGGACAUCAGGCCCUCGGCUGUGCUCCAGUGAAUGUUUAACAGUCAUGGCUUGGCCUUUGCCAGGCCCUGGGGCAUGCCAGACCCACACUGGGCCAGUCAAGCACACCACAAGGGAUGUUUUUACCUCCUAGACAACAGUGGCUUGGAUGGUAGGAAAGAGUCAUUAAGUGACGGGGAGGACUUGGGUUUUAAUUACUUUUUAAAACGUUUUUUGGGGGAGGGGGAGUUGAGACAGGGCCUCAUGAUGUAGUUCAGGCUGGGCUGGAACCCAUGGCAACCCUCCUGCCUCAGCCUCCCAAGUGGGGGAUUACAGCUGUGCACCACCACAACCAACUACUUUUGUUUUUAAUAUCAAUUAUUUAAUUAUUCACUAAUAUGAUUUCAUUUGUAAGAACGGCUGCUUAACAGCUGACUUUAGAAAUUCCUGAACAUUUGUCCGUUGACACAGUGGCUCUAGCACACGAAUCCUUGAUCCUGGGGAACCACGGUUGGUCCCUAAGGAGGAGCGGGGCGCAGGGAUGUAGCUCAGUGAUCUAGAGGGUUCAGAGCAUGCAUGAGCCCUGGGUUUAACCUUUAGUACCUCUAAAAAACGCAGGAAUGCGGGCUGUGCUCGUGUACUUUUUAGAACAGACUCAGGAGCUGCGAUUCCCUGACCGCCUCCCUCCUGCCCCGAGGUCCAGAGGUGGCUUUGGCCAAGGCCCGGGAGGGGGAGCAGGAAGGAAACCUCAGCUCCCUGACCCCACCCCACCCCACCCCGUGCUCUCUGCCCCCUGCCCGCAUGUGCCAGGCCAGGUUCAGAGCGGCUUUUCCCGUGCUGACCAGAGGCUGCUGUGCUGGGCAGCUGUGUGGCACUGGCCGUGGCUGCCUCUUGCCCAGAGCUGUAUUCUGACCUCAGCUCCUGGCCGGCCAGGCUGCGGCCCCCGCUAUGCCCUUGUCUGACAGGCACCCAGGCCUUUGGAAGAUGCUCAUGGUGGCCAUGUGUGUGGCCCUUGCGGGCUGCCUGCAGGCCCAGGAACUCCACGGUCACGUGUCCAUCGUCCUGCUGGGGGCCACCGGAGACCUGGCCAAGAAGUACUUGUGGCAGGGACUCUUCCAGCUCUACCUGGAUGAGGAGGGCAAGGGCCACACUUUCAGCUUCCAUGGGGCCGCUCUGACGGCCCCCAGGCAGGGCCAGGAGCUCAUGGCCAAGGCCCUGGAAUCCCUCUCCUGCCCCGAGGACACGGCACCCAGCCACUGCGCCGCACUCAAGGACCAGUUCCUGCGGCUGAGCCAGUACCGCCAGCUGAAGACGGCCGAGGACUACCAGACGCUGAGCAAGGACAUCGAGGCGCAGGUGGCGCGGGAGGGCCUCCGGGAGGCCGGCAGGAUCUUCUACUUCUCCGUGCCGCCCUUUGCCUACGCAGACAUUGCCCGCAACAUCAACGCCAGCUGCCGGCCGGGCCCCGGCGCCUGGCUGCGGGUCGUCCUGGAGAAGCCCUUCGGCCACGACCACCUCUCGGCCCAGCAGCUGGCCACCGAGCUCGGGAGCUUCUUCCAGGAGGAGGAGAUGUACAGGGUGGACCACUACCUGGGCAAGCAGGCUGUGGCUCAGAUCCUGCCCUUCCGAGACCAGAACCGCAAGGCCCUGGACGGCCUCUGGAACCGGCACCACGUGGAGCGGGUGGAGAUCAUCAUGAAGGAGACGGUGGACGCGGAAGGUCGCACCAGCUUCUAUGAGGAGUAUGGCGUCAUCCGCGACAUCCUGCAGAACCACCUGACGGAGAUCCUCACGCUGGUGGCCAUGGAGCUGCCCCACAACGUCAGCAGCUCAGCGGCCGUGCUGCAGCACAAGCUCCAGGCCUUCCGAGCACUGCGGGGCCUGCACAAGGGCAGCGCCGUCGUGGGCCAGUACCAGGCCUACAGCGCGCAGGUGCGCGGGGAGCUGCAGAAGCCCGAGAGCUUCCACAGCCUGACGCCCACUUUCGCAGGUGUCCUCGUGCACGUCGACAACCUGCGCUGGGAGGGCGUGCCCUUCCUCCUGAUGUCCGGCAAGGCCCUGGACGAGAGAGUGGGCUACGUGCGGGUCCUGUUCAAAAACAAGGCGUUCUGCGUCCAUCGCGAGGGGCACUGGGCCCCGGAGCAGAGCCAGUGUCUGCCACGGCAGAUCAUCUUCCAUAUCGGGCACGGUGAGCUGGGCCACCCCGCCAUCCUGGUCAGCCGGAACCUGUUCAGGCCCACCCUGCCCGCACAGGGCUGGACAGAAGUGCAGGAGCGGCCUGGGCUCCGGGUGUUUGGCCGCCCCCUGUCCGAUUUCUAUGCCUACAGCCCCGUGAGGGAGCGAGAGGCCUACUCCAUCCUCCUGUCCCACAUCUUCCACUGCCGGAAGGAGUCCUUCAUCACCACGGAGAACCUGCUGGCCUCCUGGGUGUUCUGGACCCCGUUGCUGGACAGCCUGGCCCACGAGGCCCCGCGCCUCUAUCCAGGUGGAGCAGAGACCGGCCACCUCCUGGAUCUCGAGUUUAACGGUGGCCACUUGUCCUUCUCCCAGCAGCAGCCCGAGCAGCUGGUGCCGGGGCCAGGGUUGACCAUGAAACCCAGCGACUUCCAGGUCCUCGGGACCAGGUACCGAGAGAGCCCGCUGAUCUCAGCCUGGCCUGAGGAACUGAUCUCCAAGCUGGCCAGCGACAUCGAGGCCACUGCCGUGCAGGCCGUGCGGCGCUUUGGCAAGUUCCACCUGGCGCUGUCAGGCGGCUCCAGCCCCAUUGCCCUGUUCCAGCAGCUGGCCACGGGCCACUACGGCUUUCCCUGGGCCCACACGCACCUGUGGCUGGUGGACGAGCGCUGCGUUCCGCUGUCGGAUCCGGACUCCAACUUCCAGGGUCUACAGGCCCAUCUGCUGCAGCACAUCCGCGUACCCUACUAUAACAUCCACCCCAUGCCCGUGCACCUGCGCCAGCGGCUGUGCGCCGAGGAGGACCAGGGCGCCCAGACCUACGCCGGGGAGAUCAUGGCCCUGGUGGCCAACAGCAGCUUCGACCUGGUGCUGCUGGGCAUGGGCACCGACGGGCACACGGCCUCCCUCUUCCCACAAUCACCCACGGGCCUGGACGGCGAGCAGCUGGUGGUGCUGACCCAGAGCCCCCUCAGGCCGUACCAGCGCAUGAGCCUCAGCCUGCCGCUCAUCAACCGGGCUAAGAAGGUGGCCGUCCUGGUCAUGGGCCGGACAAAGCGUGAGAUCACCAUGCUGGUGAGCCGCGUGGGCCGCGAGCCCAAGAAGUGGCCCAUCUCGGGCGUGCUGCCGAGCUCUGGCCAGCUGGUUUGGUACAUGGAUUACGAGGCCUUCCUGGGAUGAUGGACGUCCCUGCCCUGGUCACUCUUGGGGCUCCUUGAACCUGCCGUCCUGCCCCCCUCCUGUGCCCCGCCUGCCCCACCCGUGUGUCCCUGCUCGCUGGAAGCUGAGAUGAGAACCCAGAGAGGCGAGGACAGAGCCCUGUCCCAGCCCCUCUGACGGUCACUCCCUCCUGGCUUUGGGGGUGGGAGAGACGCAGAAGCUGGAGACGUGGAGCCCUGCUCUGGGUCAGGAGAGGACGCUUACCGGGAUCCACCAGCAAAGUAAGCCUGGCAUGGCUGAGGGCGCAGCUCGGGGAGGGCGCUUGCCUGGCAUUGUGGGACCCUGGGUUCCACCCCCAGCACUGCCAAAAAUUACAAAUUGGAAAAAGAAAGGAGGAGGAGGAGGAGAAGGCUCCCGCCGAGAAGCAGGAACGUGGGGGCCCGGGAGGGGCUGGGCCGGAACUGUCCCUUGGGUUGCUGUCGAGAAGGGCGUGGAGGCCCCAUGGGCACAGUGCCCCAAGCUGGCCCCCAGCUGCCCCCACGCCGCCCUUCCUGUCGCCGGCAUCCGGCCUCUGUGCACACAGCCUGCCUUCGGUCCUUACCUGGCAGCAGCUCUGCUCUGCCUCUGGGUCCUCUGUCCCUUCCUGUUCCUUGCUGUCCCUCAGCUUUCUUUCUGCAGAGAGGUAACUGAGAUGUCAAAAAGGCACCCCAAGUCUCCAGACUGAUGUUGGGGGGCUCCUUUUCUCUUAUUGAGAGCCACUCAAUCUGGGGCAGGGGCCUGGUUCCCCAGCUUCUCAGCCUGUUCCUCCUUCUUGGGUGUCUCCCCCGGGAAACAUGGGGUACACACAAUCGGGGCAUCCCAGGGACCCUGAUUCAAGAGGGUGUUGUGUCUUGGGGCUGCCUGGUGUAGCCACUGGUUGUAGCAGGAAAGAUCCACUGGAAUCUGGGGGGAACACUUGACAUCAGGUGUCACUGGGCCUUCAGGUAUCUGAUAUCCCACUGGCCAGCCAGGUCUCCCGCUAGGGUGGCCACAACUCCAGCUCUUUCUGGGGGCUCAGUUGGCCAGCGGGGACGGAGUAGAGCCAGCCCACCUCUAAAUACUUGGGCAGCCUGGGGCUCGAGCCUGGUGACUUCCUGUCUGGGGUCCCCAGCCCUUUCCCUCGCCCCUGCCUGAAACCCCGGGGAGGAAGCGGCAGCCUCUCCACCUGCCUGGCCAGGGUCCCCUGCUCCCUGGAAGCCGUGGGCCAGCAGCACCUUUUUCUAAAUCCUUCCACAGAGGUUCUGAAAUUCUUUUUAAUGAAGCCAACCACAAAGCAGAACUCCCAGACCCAGGGCUCCGCACAGCCAAGCCGUGUCUGUGUGUGGCUGUCCCUGGGCUGUGUCCCACUGCACAGGGAAACAGGCUCUUGCAGAGUUUUAUCUGCCGACCGGCUCUCUCCCUGGCCGUACAUUGAAACCAAUUCUCCCUUUUUCUUGGUGACUUGUGUGAGGGCCCAGCCAGGCUCCUUAGGAAAGGAACCUUGUUCAAACCCUGCUUAUCCUGGCCCCCAGCGACUGGGGUCCCUGGACAUCUCUGUGCCUGAGAGGGCCCUGGUCGGGAAGGGGUUGGGGACACAGGUGGUGCCUGGGCAGUUCCACCUCUGGCCACCUGAGGGCGCGCACACACACACACUGCCACAGGACCAGGUGUGCGAUACCCUCGAUUCCGUGGUCAGCCUGCCAGCAUCCUCCGUCCCAGCCUUUGCCCAUCUGUCCUUUAGUAGUGAUGCCGGGAUUGCUGCAGAAAGAAGGGUGGACAGGCACCAUGUCACCAUUCCUGAAUAGCACUGAGCCUCAGAGUGUCCUAGUCCGAUGCAGAGGACCCUUGCUGCGUCUCUCUGGGUAGAGAGGAGAGGGGCCACCAGUCAGUCACAGCUGUUCACAAAUCUGCAUCUAAAGCAGGUUUUGCAAAGGAGUUCUUCCCCCACAUCCGGGUGCCCCUGACCUUCUGUUUUUCAUUUUUUAAAAAAAUGCUGUUUGCAACCCACUAAAGUGAAUUGGGACAGAGAUGGAAAAAACCCUUGUCCUGCUUUCUGCCUGGCCUGGCUGCCGCAGGAAGGCUCUGGCGGGGAGGGACCCAGAUGCAGUAAAUGGCCGGGGGGUCCCCUGUCCUGGGGGACCAGGCCCAUGUGCACACCAGGAGCAACAUGUUAUCCCCAGCCAUGGUGGAGGAGGAACCGGGGGGCUCUCUGGGCUGUGGAGAGCUGGGUUCUGGUUUGGGAUGUGGGGCGAAUCCUCCUGUUACCUUGAGUCAGAGUCUCAUCUUGCUGAUUUCCCCCACUUUUUGUCUUGCUUUUCCUCUUGGGCCCCAAACCAGCAGCAUAAGAGCUUCCUAAGGCCCAGGCUGAUAGCUCCCUACACCUCUGAGUGUCCGCUAGCCAGGGCUCGGAGCUGGCGCCGGCAGGGCGCGGCCUCGGUCUGGGGUUCCCUUGAUUCUCUGCACCCUUUCUUCUCUUCCGGGCCUGGUGGGACAGAGGGGGGCAGAGGAGCUCCCGGAAACCCUCCUGGAGCCGCGGCCCAGCAUGCAGCUGUCAGGCAGAGCCACGUUUUCCACUGCCAACUGUGACCACCCUGCCGGGUCACAUCUUGUCUUACAUAGCAGGGCCAUCUUCCUGCAGGCCUCGGGCCACAGCAGUGGUGCACGGAAGGAGCUGGACACAGGCUAAGGCUCCACUUGGACCGGAUUCCCCCAAGUCCCCACCUGCCUGCCAGCAGAGACACCGCUCUCCGUAGGGAGCUCAGAACCACAGCUGUCACCAGCAAGGGCAGGAUGUCAUGUAGGAGAUGAAAGGACACGAAAUUUUGCAGGGCCUGAGACAUCUGGGGACACCAAAAAUUUACACUGGACUCUUCAAGGACUCCGCCCACUGAGGCGCAAGACCGCCAGAGAACUCUGACCACGGAUGUCCUUGAACAUCUUCCCACCUGAGGUCCCCGGCCUGCUCCUCUUUGUCUCACACAGAAGGUCCCCCCAACCCCGUCUGCCUGCACCUAGGCCAAUAAAAUCCACGCCAUGUUGCCUCCGUGCAAGCCUGGUGGCCUCGGCUGGUCUCUCCCCACUUUGCCCCCAGGGAGGGCUGGGGAUACAGCUCAGCAGUACACGCGCCUGCCUGGAAAGUGCGAGGUCCUGAGUUCCAUUCCCGAUUUAAAAAAAAAAAAAAAAUGUGCUCAGUUACAACAGAGAAGGCUGCCGGUGAGGGAGGGCACAGGGGUGGCGGGGGUGGUGGCCGUAGUGCUGACCCACACGGAAGGGAGACCGUAGAGGGGCCUGAAUGCCUGCUGCUUCCAGUUGUUACUGGCCAUCUGGCCCAUGAGGGUCUGCUGACUCCGGCAAGGGCUGGUGGCCCUUGAGACGGCACCAGGGUUGUCAGCCUGAAGGGACACCCAAGCCUGGGCAGGCAGCACCUCUCUCUGGGCCUCGCUGCGCUGGGGUUGGAGCUCAUUCUGGUGGAGGUGGUGGGGGCGUGGGUCUGCAGCCACGUGGGUUUUUUCCUGAUAUGCGUGUGGAUGUCUUCAGGGAUGUCACAGCCCGGGUGCUCAGCGCUCAAGGUAGGGGACAGAGAGUGGCUCCGGGGACCCCAGCUCACCGAUGCCAGCCCUGGACAGGAGCAUUGGGGACCUGCAGACACAUUUCCAAUGAUGGCUAGAGCCAUCGGGUGACGAUGGCACAUGUGCAGCAGGAAGGGCCCUGGUGUGCUGGUCAGCAAACCCCCUUGCCUCAGUUUCCCUGGCGUGUCACGGGCAGUCUAGUGGGCUCCUCCCAGCUCCGGCCUCAGGGGUGAGCCUGGGAAGUCACCAGGGCCCACGUGCGAGGUAGGAGCCGUGGCGCCUGCAGAGGUCCAGGGCCGGCUUGUGGCUUCUUGGGUCACAUCUUUGCUCUCUGCCCCUCAGCAGGCAGCCUGGGGUCUGGAAGAACAGAGUGGUAGCCUCUGCCCAGUGCCCAGCAGCCAGCGGGUGCUGGGGUUUUUCUCAGUUAAAAUGCUAAGACCCUGAGAACGGAUACUUUUUUUUUUUUUGUCUUUUUGAGACGGUCUUGCCGUGCAGUUCAGGCUGGCCUUGGGCUCAUUUUGUAUCCCAGGCUGGUCUUGAACUUGCAAAUGAUCCUCCUGCCUCAGCCUCCCCAGUGCUGGGAGUAUAGGAGUACGUCACCACACCUGACCCAAUAGAUGCCUUUUUAAAACAGUUUUUAAAAUGCCUUUUUGUAUGUCAGAUGUAACAUUUAUUUUUUGGAACAAUAAAACUGUUUUGCCAAAAGCCA
This is a messenger RNA of Cavia porcellus (domestic guinea pig), 8996 nucleotides long. RefSeq names its product hexose-6-phosphate dehydrogenase/glucose 1-dehydrogenase (gene H6pd). NCBI's taxonomy places the organism in Eukaryota, Metazoa, Chordata, Mammalia, Rodentia, Caviidae. Gene Ontology annotation, biological process: pentose-phosphate shunt, oxidative branch; glucose metabolic process; pentose-phosphate shunt. Bases 2316 to 4721 code for a protein of 801 amino acids. The record is from RefSeq and is a predicted model, not a curated record. Gene Ontology annotation, cellular component: endoplasmic reticulum. The transcript has 5 exons. Gene Ontology annotation, molecular function: glucose-6-phosphate dehydrogenase activity; NADP binding; 6-phosphogluconolactonase activity.